This is a messenger RNA of Magallana angulata, 739 nucleotides long. RefSeq names its product fibrinogen-like protein 1. Bases 1 to 621 code for a protein of 206 amino acids. The transcript has 3 exons. Lineage: Eukaryota; Metazoa; Mollusca; Bivalvia; Ostreida; Ostreidae. The record is from RefSeq and is a predicted model, not a curated record.
AUGAGAGAAUGCACCGGACGAUUCAAUAAUUUUAAUGCUUUCUACAUUUUACAUCCAGAUCUUUAUGGGAAAACAAUGUACUUACAAGGAAUAAGAAAAGACAGGUCCUUGCCCUUGAUAAAUGACUUCGGUGGAGAAAUGACAUUUUUCAUGUGGGAUGAAAAUGAGCCCAUAGCUGACUCAAGUCGUGUUUACCUACGUACAAAAUGCAACUCUCCGCCUAGUUUCCUGAACGCUGACCUUGUGAUAGAACCAAACACGCAAACUGUGUUUGGAAUAGGGUUGGUAAAGAGCUACCAAUUAAAAGAAGGAUACAUGUCGUCAUCAAAUGAACACGACUUACAAAUGACCUGUCAUAAUGAUGGAAAAUGGAUUGAUUAUCAAUCUGCGGAAACUUUAAGCUAUUUUAAUGGAAUGCGGAUUUCUGCAUGGGAUGACUAUGAUAACACAACCGGAAGCUGUGCCUUCACCAACAAUGGAGGAUGGUGGUUCAGGAAUUGCCAUCAGGCAAACGUUAACGGUCUGUAUGGAGUGCGAUCGACGAGAGGAUUAUCUUGGUUGAUGUCCAAGGGAGUCUGGAUAUAUCCAUCACAUGUAAUUAUGAUGGUUCAGAAACCCUAAGCUUAGUAACUUGGUGAACUAAUCUUAAGUUUUGCUGUACUAUAAUGGUUGAACAUACUAUAGUAUCAGAUAGCUACCAGAGAUUGAGUCGUUCUGUUUUCCGACUCUUUCAAUCCGU